This is a messenger RNA of Amphiprion ocellaris (clown anemonefish), 1840 nucleotides long. Its product is annotated as trace amine-associated receptor 13c-like. Gene Ontology annotation, molecular function: trace-amine receptor activity. Gene Ontology annotation, cellular component: membrane. The record is from RefSeq and is a predicted model, not a curated record. Gene Ontology annotation, biological process: G protein-coupled receptor signaling pathway. NCBI's taxonomy places the organism in Eukaryota, Metazoa, Chordata, Actinopteri, Pomacentridae. The transcript is spliced from 2 exons. The coding region runs from base 7 to 990 and encodes 327 amino acids.
CUCUUCAUGUCAGGGAUGGAGGAACCUGAACUCUGCUUUCCACAGCUCUUCAACUCCUCCUGCAGGAGGAUGAAGCGUUCUCACUUUGAAGCAAUGCUGGUUCACAUCCUGCUGUCCUGCAUCUCUCUGCUCACUGUGAUUCUCAACCUCCUGGUCAUCAUCUCCAUCUCACACUUCAGGAAGCUCCACACUCCCACCAACCUCCUCCUCCUCUCACUGGCUGUUUCUGAUGUCUUCGUGGGUCUCCUCAUGUUCUUUCAAAUUGGGCUUAUAGACGGCUGCUGGUUCCUCGGUGACUUCAUGUGCACUCUGUAUCAGUAUCUCGAUUACAUCAUCACCUCAGCCUCAAUAGGAACCAUGGUGAUGAUAUCGAUUGACCGCUACGUGGCCGUUUGUUACCCUCUGCAUUACUCUAUUCAAAUCACACAACAAAGAGUUCAAAUCUGUGUGUGUCUGUGCUGGAUCAGUUCUGCAAUCUUUCAAGCUCUGGCUCUGAAGGACGCCCUGAAGCAGCCAGGCAGGUACAAGUCCUGUGUUGGAGAGUGUGUCUUUGUCGGUGACUACAUUACUGGACUUGCAGAUGUUAUUUUUUCCUUCAUUGUUCCUAUUACAAUCAUCAUAGUUCUGUAUGUGAGAGUGUUUGUGGUGGCUGUGUCUCAGGCUCAUGCCAUGCAUUCUCAGCUUGUACCAACCAAGCACUCAGUUACAGCAACUGUUCAGAAAUCUGAACUGAAAGCAGCCAGGACUCUUGGUGUUGUUGUAGUUGUGUUUAUAAUAUGUAUGUGCCCAUAUUACUGUGUUGCCAUCACAGGCCAAGAAACCCUUCUCAAUAGUACAUCUAUUGUCUUUGUGAUAUGUCUGUUCUACUUUAACUCCUGUCUGAACCCCAUCAUCUACACUUUCUUGUACCCCUGGUUCAGAAAAUCAGUCAAGCUCAUUGUUACACUUCAGAUACUGCAGCCUGCCUCCCGUGAGGCCAAGAUGCUGUAGAGACACUUUACCAUGAACAGAAAAAUGCACUCUGUGUGGUGACAAGUGAAUAAAAAACAACUGUGUAUUUCUGCCACAUCAGAAAAAGAAAAAUGGAUCUGUAUCACAUCAUAAUGUGUUCAUCAAGUUAGAAUUUAAUGUUAUAUGUCCUACAAACUCAACAGGAAAUCUUCUUUGUUAUGUCAAUAUGUUAUUUAUCUAGUUACAACCUGAAACUCAUGGUUAACUGAGGAAACAGUGUGCAGAGAAGAGAUGAAUAGAGGAACAGGGCUCAUGUGCACAGUUUGAUUAAGUUAUACUUCAUGCUUGGGCUGAGACACGGUGAUUUUCUGCUGUUUUUAAACAUGAUGGAUAAGUAUGCUGGGAAAAUUGAACCACUUAGCUCAUGUACACUAUUUGACAAAGUUCCAUGUCAUAUUUGUGUUGAGACACGGUGACAUUCUGCUGUUAAUGAUCAUGGUGGACGAUAUUGUGAUAAGUGCGUGAAUACAAAGAAGGAUUUUAAAAAGCAUAGAGCUGUAAAGAAGGAACAAUGAGUCUUAGUAACAUCAUUUCUCACUGAUCAGCUGGAGGAUCAUAGAAGGAUGCACUGAUACAUGAUUUAACUUAACAUCAUCCAUCAAGAUCAGGAACAGCAAAAUCUCACCAUGUCUCAACCCAAACAUGAAAGAAAACUUCAUUAAAUCCUAGUAAUGAGCCACAUUCUUCAAUUCAUCUGAUCUACGUUUUAUUACGCUAUAAAUUAUAACAAACAGUUCAAGUUAAACCACAACAAUGUAUUGCAAUAACAAGAAAAGUGUCUCAUAAUGUGACAAGUCUAUAUAUUUGACUUUUAUGUUAUAUAUUAAAA